Messenger RNA from Protopterus annectens (West African lungfish), 8146 nucleotides. RefSeq names its product ADAM metallopeptidase domain 11 (gene ADAM11). The coding region runs from base 709 to 3207 and encodes 832 amino acids. The transcript is spliced from 26 exons. Gene Ontology annotation, molecular function: metalloendopeptidase activity. The record is from RefSeq and is a predicted model, not a curated record. Gene Ontology annotation, biological process: proteolysis. Lineage: Eukaryota; Metazoa; Chordata; Ceratodontiformes; Protopteridae.
AUCAGACUUAGUGCACGUUACAAAACUAUUUUUAAACAAACAUUGUGUUUUAGGGGUGCUGUAACCCCCUGCUAGGAAGAAAAAGGAGGUGCUAAGGUAGGAUUUAUGAGCAGGCUCCUGAAGGAGAAACCUAUAGCGCGAUUUAAUGGUUUGAGGCGCUUGAGACAAGAGGGCAGGAGGAUUGUUAAUAGCCUCUGUGUUGGUUGGCGUGACAGGGUGUCCUCCGGAGGUGCCACCUGCAAAGGGUCCGGUUUGGGUAGCGGCUGAGCCUGAAGAAAAUACUCGGGUUACCCCCACACGACGCUGUGCUGGGUAGGGACUAGUCCGGUGUUCAGUGCAGCAAGUGGAGGAGGAGGAGGGUAAAUGCAAGAAAGAGGAGGGCUCGUGUUUCUCACGUGUUCUCCGUCUCUAAAGAACUGUGUGUUUGGGCCCCUCCACACUGCAAAUGUUCCGCAUGCAGGAAUCCUUUAACGGGUUCUGGUGAAUGGCAUUUUAUCAUUACUUACAAAUCUAAUCUAUAUGUUCAAUAUAUCUAUGCAAGAUGGGCCAUUUAAGUAAAGCAGACAUAUGUCCAUUAUAAACGGAGACCAUAAAAAACAUUCUCGUCGGUAAGGACCUGCACCCUGAGAAACAUUCCUAGAUGCUGGACACUCGGUGCAAGAGGAAAAACAAAAAGAGAAGGGAGAUCGGAAUCAAGGUUAUGAAAUCAUGAGUUGUGGACGAGCCUGGAUCAUUACUGCAUUAAUCUACCUCUCGUCGGCAGGGACACUGGAAGAAGAUGAUCUCUGGCACUGGGAACAACAGAAAUUUUCAAGAAGAGGUAGAAGAGAAGCUUCCCAAGAAAUCACUAGUCCUCAGAGACUGGUGUUGCAGAUCCACUCGCCUAAUGAAAUCCAGCACCAUAGACUCAGCACCAGGGUCAGAGAAGGCCACAGACGGACUGGGACGUACCACAAUAGAAUACAUCUGGCUCAGGCAUCGUUCAUGGUGAAAGCCUUUGGUUCUUCCUUCGUUUUAGACCUUGAAUUAAAUCAUCAUUUGCUGUCAUCACAGUAUGUUGAACGACACUUUGGUGAGGAAGGAAAUGUUACUCAGAAUAAGGGGGGAGAGCACUGUUAUUACCAUGGAAAAGUUAGGGGAGAUGCAGAAUCCAUUGUGGCUGUUUCAACUUGCCAAGGCCUUCAUGGUGUUUUCUCUACUGGAAAAUAUACAUAUAUCAUUAAACCACUUACCAGUGACAGUGAAGAGACUUCCCAGGAGCACAUGGUUUCUCGAUCUCCAAGACUCAGUUUCCAAGAAACAUGUUCUGGCUCUGAAUGCUUAUUAUCAGACUUGGACUGGUUUAUUCCAUUCAAUGCAUCCAAGACAAGGAGGAAACGCCAGAUCCCAUAUUUACGAACAAGUGUACAGAGUGAAACAAAAUACAUUGAGCUGAUUGUUGUCAAUGACCAUCACCUGAUUGAACAACUUCGUCACUCCGUGGUUGCCACUGGUAACUUUGCCAAAUCUGUCGUCAACCUUGCCGAUGCAAUUUAUAAAGAGCAGUUGAGGACAAGAAUUGUACUAGUUGCCAUGGAAACCUGGGCUACGAAUGACAAGAUAGAGGUAGCAGAAGACCCAGUACAGACUUUGCGUGAGUUCAUGAAGUAUAGAAGAGAGUCCAUUCAGGAACAAGGAGAUGCAGUACACCUCUUCUCAGGACGAACAUUUAAAAGUAGCCGCAGUGGUACUGCAUAUUAUCAAGGAAUUUGUUCAUUGACAAGAGCAGGAGGUGUAAAUGAGUAUGGAAAUGUAGGUGCCAUGGCUAUCACUCUUGCUCAGAGUCUGGGGCAGAAUAUCGGCAUGAUGUGGAAUAAACACAGAGCUGCAGCAAGUGAAUGCAAGUGUCCUGAUGUCUGGCUUGGAUGCAUCAUGGAGGAUACAGGAUAUUACCUCCCUCGCAAAUUUUCUCGGUGCAGUAUUGAUGAAUAUAAUCGAUUCCUGCAAGAUGGGGGUGGCAGCUGUCUUUUCAACAAGCCCACAAAGCUGCUGGAUCCACCAGAGUGUGGGAAUGGCUACAUGGAAGCAGGAGAGGAGUGUGACUGUGGAUCUCCAUUGGAUUGUCCAAAAGCUGGAGGGAACUGCUGCAAAAAAUGUACCCUUUCCCAUGAUGCCAUGUGCAGUGAUGGACUGUGCUGCAGGAGAUGCAAGUAUGAGCCUAGGGGUGUGGUUUGCCGGAAUGCGGUGAAUGAGUGCGAUAUCCCUGAGGCAUGUACAGGGGAUUCAAACCAUUGUCCCUCUAAUGUUCAUAAGCUGGAUGGCUACUCCUGUGACAGUGGACAGGGUCGUUGCUACAGCGGAAGAUGUAAAAACAGGGAUGGCCAGUGUAUUGCAUUGUGGGGAUAUGGUUCCGCGGACAGGUUUUGCUAUGAGAAGCUGAACAUUGAAGGGAAAGAAGCUGGAAACUGUGGCAAAGAAGGCGAGACCUGGAUCCAGUGCAACAAGCAAGAUGUGCUGUGUGGUUUCCUUCUGUGUUCCAAUGCAAGCAGCUCACCCAGGUUUGGGGACCUUGAUGGUGAAAUCGCAAGCAUGACCUUCUACCACCAGAACAGAUAUGUGGACUGCAGGGGUGGACAUGUUCUUAUGGACGAUGGUACUGAUGUCUCUUACAUUGAAGAUGGCACACCCUGUGGGCCAAACAUGAUGUGUCUUGACCGUAGAUGCCUCCCUCUCACUGCCUUCAACCUUAGCUCCUGUCCAGGCAGUACGGAUGGAAGGGUCUGCUUUAACCAUGGGGUAUGUAGUAAUGGUGCUCAAUGUAUCUGUGACCGUGACUGGACAGGGAAAGACUGCAGUGUUUAUGACCCGGUUCCUAGUCCUUCUCCAACAGAUGAAACAGAGAACUACAAGGAAACAUCCGGAGAGGAAGAUCUGGAGGUGCCUAGGAUUCUUCUGUUCUACAAACUAAGUCUUCCUCUUGUAUCUACCUUUGUAUCUACUUUCAGAAACAUUUUUUUGAAGAAAAAAAAAAAAGGUAAUUUCGGGUGCUUGAAGGGUAUUGCCAUUUCUAUUGGGCAGCCUUUAUGGGUCCUAAUGUCUGUCCUUUCCAACUGGUUUCUGUCUGGUAUCUAUCCUGAAGAGAUCUCUUGGGGAAAGCAUUCGAAGAUUAAUUUAGCACAGAACAUCACCUGCCCAGCACAGAACAUCACCUGCCCCCCAAGUACUUAAUGACAGCCUUAUAGAAUGUGGAAAUGGCACACCCCACACAGUGUCUGGAACGGCUCUACUUUUGUAUUUUGUUAAAUCCUCUUUUGUGAGGAAAUUGGAAUGACAGCUUUAAAGCACUUUGCUGCCGUGCUACGUAGACCACUCCCCAUUCUCCUCCCAGCAGCAGCGAAUGUAUCUUUUAACUCCACUUUUUAUGUGCCUCACGUUUGUCUGCAAUUUCCAUCUCUGCUGUCAGACUUCUGUACUGUCUAUAAGAGAAAAAUACAGUUGAGCAGGGACCAUUUGCCAAACCUGCCUGUAAAAAUAUGCUGCCUGCUUCAUUGCAAUCUCUGUGGAUCUGUUCAAUAACUGGCUUUCAUCUCUUACGACACUCCUGCCCAGUAUAGCCAUGAAUGGUUGGUCAGUAUGCUAUAAAUUUAGACAGCUACACAAAAAUGCAGAAAUAACUUUAGGGGAUGAUAUGCAUUUCUAUGGCCUUAUGUAGCUAAGAUUUAUUUUUUACAGUUGUGUUUUUGCUCAGACUUUCUAUCACUAAGUGUAAGUGAGAACAGCACACUUAUGGAAUUUCCAGGGAAACGACUGUCAAUGUUGAGUCACCGAUUAAACGAUAUUCAUCUGUCUGUUGCCCUUCUCCUCUGGGUGUCUUCCACAUUCAUCACAGAGUGUAUAUUUUCUUGUUUGAGGCUUCUUUUUGUUACGGGGAAAAUGAUAGGUAGUCCACUGAUUUUAUGCCAAGACAAAACUGACAAGAGUCAUUAGAUAUCUGAACUCCAGUUUAAUAUUAAGGUUAAAAAAUGCAGCUGAUUUUGUAAAUACUGACAUACUGCUCUCUGUGUUGCAGAAUUACAUCUGGAUUUUUUUUUUUUUUUUUUUUUUUUAGUUGAUACUGUGCCUGCAUGCUUUGGCUAGUUUGCCUUCAGUUUUGCUGACCCAUCAAUGAUCACAGAGGUCACUUAAUUAUCUACUAAUAUCUAUUAAAUUCCUAGAGAUAUCCAUUGUACAAGACCUUGCUCAUCUCUGAAUACUUUUCAAGAAACUCUGUUACAUAUGAGGUGAUACCUAGACAAAUGUGUGUCUUAUGCAAGGAUGGUUUUGGUGCUGAUCUGGGGUGCUCAGUUGUGGCAAGCAGUUGUCAGACAUAAUCCUAGCCAAAAAGGAAACCAUAAUUGUCUCAUGAUGAUGAGGAGGCAAUAUUUAUUUAUUUCAAUUUCUUAAUGCAGUAAUCUCACUGAGCCGUAAGUUACUUUGCAUGGGAGAUUCCUGGGAUUCAUAAAAGUUACCACUUAGUGUACACUUUCUGUAUUCAAGAACACCUGUAUCACAUUGCAUGUGCUUUGUAUUCACUCAGAAAGGUUACACUACCAAACCUUUAUAAAUCCCAGGGACAGAGGAAAAUCCUUUACAUUAUAAAUCUAAGGCUAGUUUAAACCACAGAACCCAGACAAAUCCCACUCAUAUAUGGGUAAAACAUGCAAACUCCACCCAAACAGCAUCCUAAGCUUAGGAUUGAACCACAGAUCUUAGAGCUUAGAAGCAGCAGCAAUAAUUACUCCACUAUCCAGGGAUCUACACUGACAGCAUAAUGCCGCUUGGCAAUGUUUAAUUGAUGCAUGCCAGAAAGUGUCAAAGCCCAUAUUCAAUACCUGACUUUCUGACUGUAUUAUGGCAAGAUUUCAUGCCCCCUUUUCAUCUUCAAGUAGGAAGAUCAUUUGAAGUCAGUAUCUUGUCUCUGCCUUAUCUGUCUUCUGAUGACAAAGUUUGUUCUUGUACCAUGACACCUUUGAAGUGUCCUCUGUAAGCAUUUUAAAAAAUCAAAGGUCAUGAAAAAGCAACAUGACCAUUGCAAAAUCUGCCAGAUCUACACAUUUUAAUGAGGUGAAUGAUUUAUAAUAUUUAGUUUAGAAAGUGUUAAAUUGUAUUACUUGUACUUUCCAUGGGUGUAACCUCCUUACCAUAUGAAAUACCAAAUUACACUGUUCUUGAUGCAAACACCGAGUUACUUUACAAAUUAUUUUCUUGAUAAGGAUACCCCCUAAUUUUUUCUUGGAACUGGAAAAUCCUGUUAUAACAUCAUGGAAGACAAUGCCUCACUACCUAAACUAACAUGUUGACUACUAUGUCUCGCAAGGGGAACAUUUUACAUUGAUAACUAACAAACCUGAUAUUGAGGUAGUAAAACCACAAUGUAAAUAAGCAACUGGUCUAUUAAAAAAGUAACUUGCGUUUAAUUACUUGUAAUGCCUUACUGGUAUAUGUAAGUUAUUUUUGAUGUCUACAGUGACAUCAUUGUGGGGGGAAAUUAUACAGAAAAGAUGAUCAUACUGUACAAUUAAAACAUUUAUUUUUAUUUAUUUUUGUUGACCAGGUAGGCACACUGGUCUGGAGAUCAUUUUCAGUCAUGACCUGGACCAUAUGGACUAGAGAAGCACAGCAUGAACUUACAUAUACAGCAACAAAGCAAUUUGACAACAGUGCAAUGUUUGGGUAACAUACGUGUAGAUCAAAACAAUUAAUAAACUGAACAUUAUUUUGGAAAUAAAUAGAGCAAUGCAAAGCAUAGGCUUGCAUGCUAAGUCCGCUCUAGUCUGGUUGUAUAACAGAAGCAGAGCUUCCCUGAACAGAUUAUUGUAUCCUAAACAUUGUGUAAUGUAUACCGUAUAAUAAGGACUCAUAGUCUAUGCUAACACAAUAGUAAGUCCAAUAACAGAAACUAAAUGUCUGCAUACUCAUGUAGUAAAGUCUCAUAGCUUUAUAAUGAAAACUAUAUGCAAGCGUGUUAGGCUUUCCUUUUGUACACAACAGUUGUAUACAAAAGCAUAGUCAUUUUUAGCACCUGAUGACCAGGAAGACUAAUCUGAAUGAUAUUUGAUAUGUUUAGGUCUAACACACAUUGAGUCAGGAAGACAUUAUGUAUUAAAGUAUGUUAGCUGGCAUUCCUGAAGCAUUUUGCUGAUGUAUUCCUCUACAUCGGUGUUUUUUAUCUUUUUCUUAAAACACUAUAGAUUCUUGCUGUUUUUUUAUGUUGUCUGGUAAUUUGUUCCAGCGGGCAGGGGCAAAUUUUGUAAAGACUUUUGGGAAGGGGUCUUACCAGCUGCAAUGAGUUGUUAUUUCUGAGUAAAUGUGUCUUUAAUUGGCAGCGUGUUCAUUAUUGGUGGACAGAACCAGAGUUUAAGAGUCUGUAGAUUAGGGUAUUCUGCAAAUAGUUUUGGAUGCAACUGGUAGCCAUUUGGCUCUCUUUAAAUUGGUGCAGUGAUGCUUCCUGGAGUUUGAAUGGUGGAUGAAUCAUAACAUCUUAUUUUCAGUUGUCUGCAGUAAUGCAUCAGAAAACAUUCCAUAACAUUCAUUGUUUUUCAUAACUACUUGCAAGUUUAACAUCAGAAUUAUAACUGGAAAUGAAAAUAAUUGUAAAAGAAAGUUAGAUGGAAUGUGUGCACUUUAAACAUUUGUUUGUUAAAUAAAUAAAUAAUUAUAUAAAAUAAGUAAAUAAAGUGGAAGUUAAAUUAAUUGUAAAAUAAAGCUUUGUGGAAAGUGUGGUAAUAUAUUUUAAAUGUUUAUUUGUAAAUAGAUUGAUAGAUAAAUAAAAGUAAAUAAAAACACUUGAGGUGGUCAAUGUGUGAAGCAAAUGAAAUGCACAUCGAUGACAGCCAGAUCAUGGACUGCUGUAGCAGAGGCAUCUGUAAGGUGUUAAAUGCAAGUUAAAUUAAAAGUGUAUUUUGGUAACAUCCUCCUGAAAUACUCCAUUUCUAAAAGUAAUAACCAUCUGAGAAGCAGGGUGAUGGAUGAUGUUCCCUACCCAGCAACAUCACAACAAAAAGGACUUUUAGCAUUCAGUACUUGCCUCACUUCAGCAUCAGGUUAUUGUAAGGGUAACCCAUUGCUUUACUUGCCAUUCUAAAUCAGUAUCAUUAAAAAAAGAUAAACUUUGACUCAGAUUCCCACUGUACUUUGUUUAGGAACCUGUACCACCCAGUGAUGCCACCUCAUUGCACCUAAAUGUGAUGCUCACAAAGACGCAUGCCAAGAAGGAUAUAGAGCCUGUGCAAAGAACAGGCACUUUAGACAUGUUGGCUUUAUGUUUGCAUUAAUUUGUAGAGUAGUAUAAAUGCACGAUUUGCAUUAGUAAGCACAAAGCUUACAUAAACAUGCAUCUGGGCUAGCAAGCAAGUAAAAUGCACAAAAUACUUUUGCACAUGACCUUUGAGUAUCUUUGCCUUUACAAAGCAUUGUGUCUGGUAAAUGUUCCUUGACAGGAGUAAAAGUAUAUUUGAGCUUAUUCUUUUGUAAACCUGGGUCAGGUAAUGUAAUGGCAUCGAUCUCGAACAUGAGAUAUUCAAACCUGAUGCACUGUCGCUGAUUUUUAAGAGUGAAUUCUGACAACAAUUAGUUAAUACCAAAUGAGUAAGGUGCAACUUCCCUUUCCAAAAUAAGGGGGGAGUUUAAGUAGUCUUUGCCAUGUAUAUGGGGUAUAUGCAGAAUAAGUACCUUUCCGUUUAUCUUUCCUGUUCAGCUGAACAUUCAUUUUACGUGAAAGUUAUUACAGUUCCUUUUGUCAGCUUGAGAAGUGAAUAUGAUACGCUUCAUAAAUGCACUAUGAGAGCCCUGCAUAGAUAAGAACAGAGUAAUACUGAUGUGCUGAACCAUGUGUUUUAAAUUUUAGCUCUCCCAGAGGUAGCUAUAUUACGCAAGCUGACCUCUUCUGUACACACAUGGCAUAUUCAUUUUAUGGUAUAUCAGUUUGCAUUGUUGAGUAGUACUAAAUGGGUUAUGUAAACUGUGACAUCCAAAUAAUAUCCCACCAGACUGCCAAUAAUAAUGUGACGUCCCUUACUAUCCUGGGUCAGUAAAUAAAGAGCUUCAGUCCUCACUACUAACUCUAAUGUGAGACCAUCACUUAAACAGUAGUAAUAUUUCACAGUUCCCCAUAAGAGCACAACAGGAA